Messenger RNA from Hordeum vulgare subsp. vulgare (domesticated barley), 692 nucleotides. Its product is annotated as uclacyanin-3-like. NCBI's taxonomy places the organism in Eukaryota, Viridiplantae, Streptophyta, Magnoliopsida, Poales, Poaceae. Gene Ontology annotation, molecular function: electron transfer activity. Gene Ontology annotation, cellular component: plasma membrane. The record is from RefSeq and is a predicted model, not a curated record. The coding region runs from base 1 to 615 and encodes 204 amino acids. The transcript is spliced from 2 exons.
AUGGCGGCGGCGGCAGCGUGCCUGUCGAUUCGUCUCUGGGCGCUCGUCGUCGUGCUCGUCUUCUUCUCCCCGACGUCGUCCGUGGCGUCGUCGAGGAAGCGGUACAAGGUUGGCGGCCGUGAAGGGUGGCGCGUGCCCCCGCCGCAGGACAAGGAGAUGUUCUACGUCAAGUGGUCGUCCGCCGUAAACUUCUUCGUCGGGGACUCCCUUGAGUUCGUGUACAAGAAUGACUCGGUGAUCAAGGUGAGCAAGGCUGGAUACUUUCACUGCAACGAGACGGUGGGCAUCGGCAGCGGCACCGUGCCGAGGGACGGCAACACGCUCUUCCCCCUCGACAUGCCAGGCUUCGUCUACUUCGCCAGCGCUGACCUCGGACACUGCAAAGACGGUCAGAAGCUCAUAAUUCACGUCCUCGCCGGCGAGCCACCGGAGCCGGCAACACCGUCAUCGUCGGCACAAACCCCGCCGGCACCUUCAGGAUUGUCGUCCUUCUCUCCGGCUCCAGGGCCGGCCCAGUCGAUAGGGUAUUCAUCAGCCGGGGGCGGGCCAUUCGUGGCGUCCCUCGGGCACGCCAUAGCACUAGCUGCAGCAUUGGUCCUGGCCUGCUCUAUCUGAGCAAAUCUAAGUAGGUUACUUGAUUGAUUAGUUCGUUAGUGUGUGAUGUGCGUGUGAUAAUCAAGGACCAUAGAUUU